Molecule: messenger RNA, 3813 nt
Organism: Coturnix japonica (Japanese quail)
Lineage: Eukaryota; Metazoa; Chordata; Aves; Galliformes; Phasianidae
Gene: NAPG
Product: NSF attachment protein gamma
Biological process (GO): intracellular protein transport
Cellular component (GO): vacuolar membrane; SNARE complex
Molecular function (GO): soluble NSF attachment protein activity; syntaxin binding
Source: RefSeq, a predicted model, not a curated record
AGAUGGCGCAGGCGCAGUGAGAAGGCGCAGCUCUCAUCCCCGCCCCCGGACGCGCCGUGAGCCCUGCGGCGUUCCGUAGCUGCAGUCACGAUGGCGGCUCAGAAGAUUAACGAGGCCCUGGAGCACAUCGCGAAAGCGGAGAAAUACUUGAAAACUGGAUUCUUAAAAUGGAAACCAGAUUAUGAUAGUGCAGCUACUGAAUACGGGAAGGCAGCUGUUGCCUUUAAGAAUGCCAAGCAGUUUGACCAGGCAAGGGAAGCCUGUUUACGAGAAGCUGAAGCACAUGAAAACAACAAAGCUCUCUUUCAUGCUGCCAAAGCUUAUGAACAAGCCGGCAUGAUGCUAAAGGAGAUGCAGAGACUCCCUGAAGCUGUUCAGCUGAUAGAGAAAGCCAGCAUGAUGUACCUGGAGAACGGGACACCGGAUACAGCAGCCAUUGCACUGGAACGGGCUGGGAAGUUAAUAGAAAACGUGAGCCCAGAGAAGGCUGUACAGCUUUAUCAGCAAGCAGCAUCAGUGUUUGAAAAUGAAGAACGUUUACGGCAAGCAUUAGAAAUGUUGGGGAAAGCAUCAAGACUUCUAGUCAGAGGACGCAGAUUGGAUGAGGCUGCAUUGUCCCUUCAAAAGGAAAAAAGUAUUUAUAAGGAAAUUGAAAAUUAUCCAACAUGCUAUAAGAAAACUAUUGCUCAAGUCUUAGUUCACCUUCACAGAAAUGAUUAUGUUGCUGCAGAAAGGUGUGUGAGGGAAAGCUAUAGUAUACCUGGAUUUAAUGGAAGUGAAGACUGUGCAGCACUAGAGCAACUUCUGGAAGGAUAUGAUCAGCAAGAUCAGGAUCAAGUUUCUGAAGUCUGUAACUUGCCUCUCUUCAAAUACAUGGACAAUGAUUAUGCCAAGCUUGGUCUUACCUUGGUGGUCCCGGGAGGUGGAAUCAAGAAGAAAUCUCCAAAUGCUACACAAGAUAAAACAAGAGGACCAGCCACAGUGGGCUCUCAUGCUGAUGAGGAAGAAGAUGAAUAUUCUGGUGGACUGUGCUAGCUGCAAACCUAUGUUAUGUUAAAUAUCCAAUGUAUUUGUGAUGCUGAGCAUAUCCAAAGGUACCAGAUUUACCAGAGCUUCAUUGCAAUUGUGAUAUGGGAAUGCUGAUGUUAACUGGGCAGCUUUUGGCUACAAAAAAAAAAAAAGGAGAAAAAGCAUGAUUAUACCUAUCAUCUUGUAACAUCUUUGAAUUUCAUUUCCUAUCUGGUAGGAACUUCUUCAGUGCUCUGCCUUCCGUUGAUGGGGAGAAAAAUGGAAGGAAAUUUUUAGUAAAAGCAUAGUUUAAAAAGAAACCAAAGUUCUGAAGAGAAGCACAGGGUAAGGAGAACAACACAACAUCUCAAGUACUGGAUUUCAAGCUGACACUUUUUUUGGUGCCAAUAAUGUUUGUGGGUCUUUUUUUCUUCCCAAAGUUGAAUGUAAGGUUAUUUGUCUGGAUAUUCAUCUCCUCUUUAAUGUUAUUUAAGGAAUACUGGCAGACAUAUUUUCCACUAGUAUAAUCACUAAGAACAUUCAGUUAACAAAUAUUCCCCGCUGUGGAAUAUAUACUGGAAUAUAUAUUCUAGUAUCCUAAAUAUAGCAAGUAAUAUCCACGUGAUUGUAGAAAAUACUAAGCCAGCUAAUAUGGAGCAGUUUCACAAGCUUGAAUAUAUAGCUGCACACAUUUCACUUUAAGAAAAUAAUAGACCUAAGUCUUUCAGAAUAUGUUUGUACACAGUGUUUGUAAUGUACACGCUAGGAAUGGAAGUCAUUGGCAACCUUUCUAGCACUGUUUCUGAUGCACGUUGUUAUCAAAAAAGAAACUAAAGGUAGCAGGUAAUGUGUAUUGAAAAUAAAGCACUGGGGACAAUAUCUAGUGAAAACUUAGGUGAAAUUUUCAGCACUGUGGUUGAGCUUAGUGUUUCAGGUGUUCAUUGGCUAGUUAAUCUCAUCUGCAAAUAUUUUCCUUCUUUCAAAGCAGAACAGAUUUUACAAUCCUCAAACUAGCUGAGUGUUCAAAAUAACCAUAUUUUGGAGCAUCUUCUCCGUUUUUAUUUGAUUACAAGUUGCUGUCUUCUGCGAACUUCUUUAUUGUCCACAUUCAUUUGACUGCUUUAUACUUAAGUGUUGACAGCCCUAAAAGUUACACGUGUGGUCCUUUUAUAUAUAUAUAUAUAUGUAUAUAUAUAUAUUUUCUUUUCAGAAGAACCUUUCCAAGAUCUGCUCUAAGUUGAUGUCCAAAACUGAGUAAGCAGUAGACCACAGUAUUAAGUGUUGAUAUAGUUUGUGCCACGUUAAGGAAUUGGGUGUCUUCAAUAGAGUGUAUCAGAUGUCACUGUGAUGAAGGUGGACUUUGAGGGCUCAUAUGUUGCUUGAGGUGGAUAGCAUUCAGUGCAGUGGGUACACGAGUGGCUGUUAAAGUUUUUACUCAGUUUAAUAGAUCAGGUUUGUCUCCUUGUAAUGAUAUAGUAAGCUUUGGUUUGUUCUUUUUUAAAAGCUGUUUGAGGGCUUUUUAAAGUUGCUUACCUUUGUUCUUUGUUCUGCACUGUCUGACAGCUAAAUUUCCAUUGUUAUUAAGGAUAUAUACAGAAGUUUUUGUACGCCUCUAGAAUAUCUUAAAUGAAAUCUUAGAUAGUGAAUUGCUUUUUCCGCCCCCUCCCAGAGUGAUUACUAGUAUGCAAAAAAGGUGGUUUUGAAGACUUCCCCAUAACUCUUUUUCCUCACCAUUGAGGAGACUGGAGUGAUGUGUUCCAGCUUCCGCUUUCCACAUUUGUUCAGGAAGGGUCACCAUGCACUUUUUAUGGGGAAUUUUUAUGACGUAAUUUUUUUUUUUCUUAAAGCACAUUUAGAAGCACUGGGAACACUAAGUACUUUUCUUCAAGCUUUUCCUGCUGCUUCCGAUUCUGAAAUUAGUUUUGUUGAAUGGUCCCAAGGAGUCUGCUUUUUUGUGUGUGCAGUUACAUAUAUCUGAGAAGACACACAGGCAGUUUUGUAUACUGUGGUAGAAGUUGCAGACUUUAUUUGCUGUAGUGCUUGCAACAGUAAUAGACCCUUACAAAUACAAUUUAUGAGUUAGCAUGCUCUUCAUGUUGCGGGGGGAAGGAAGCAAGACCAUUUUCUCCACUCCCUCAGGUUUUUUUCUUUUUAGCCUGUGCCAAGUGUGGAAAAUCUGGGGCAAAAGUAGCUUGUAAUAAGCGUGUUCAGCUGCCGUUGAAAUUAAAGGGGCUUCUUAAGAUCUUGGGAGCAGAAUCUUAAUCUUUGAUUGCAAUGUUGCUGCGAAGACCAAAUCUGCAGAAAUGAAAGUGUCUGAAAAUAAGAUGGUCUAUUUUAUAUAACUUACUCUCCUAUUUUAGGCAUUGAAAGUGUGAUAGGAAUGUUAUCUGCCUUUUAGUAAAUGUUUAACUGUAGAAGAUGCUGUCUGUAUAUUAUGUGUAAGUGUUUCUAUCUUUCAAAGCAAUUUGCACACUUCUGUAAAUACCAUUUAAGUGAUUUAAAGUGAAAAUAUACCAUUUUCAGCAAGAAGGUUUCUAAAGACAACAUUGGCUGUGAGAAAAAUUAUAUUUGCAUGAAGACCGGGCAAUGAUCAGUGUAAUGUAUAUAAAAUCAGAUGAUUUCUAAAGUAUCUGUAACUUAUGACUCAAUAUGCCCAAUUGCAGUGUGAAACCUGUGCUUCAUUUGUUCCUUUCCAAAAACUGUGAUGUAUUAGAUUAUUAAAAGUGUUUGUAACAGUUCUACAGAUGCUGCUUCUGAGAAGAGGCUGUGGUUCACCAAUGUGAAAAAUAAAACUUGAAACUGACA